Messenger RNA from Funneliformis geosporum, 1095 nucleotides. Lineage: Eukaryota; Fungi; Glomeromycota; Glomeromycetes; Glomerales; Glomeraceae. The record is from the annotation of a GenBank genome assembly.
AUGAGUAAUAAAUCUUCGACUGGUAAAGUAUUAAGUUUUUCAGGACAUGAAUAUUUAAGACAAAGACUUAUCCUUGCCACAUUAAGUGGUAAAAUUGUUAAAAUUAUUAAAAUCAGAUCUGAAAAUGAUAAUCCUGGAUUGAGAGAUUUCGAAGCAAGCUUUCUAAGAUUACUUGAAAAAGUAACAAACGGUUCAACCAUUGACAUUAAUUAUGCUGGUACAACUAUAUUGUAUAAACCAGGAGUUAUAACAGGAGGAAAAAUCUAUCAUGAUUGUGGUACAUCACGAGCAAUUGGAUACUUCUUGGAACCAUUAAUUGUAUUAGCACCAUUUGGUAAACAACCAUUUGAUUUGACAUUCAAUGGCAUAACUAAUGAUAACGUUGACACAUCCAUGGACAGCAUAAGAACAGUAACUUUAUUACAAUUAAGAAGAUUCGGUAUCGAGGAAGGACUCGAGUUGAAGAUCACAAAACGUGGAUCGGCACCAUUGGGAGGAGGAGAAAUUAAUUUUAAAUGUCCUAUAGUAAGGACAUUAAAACCGAUUCAAUUUACAGAUGAGGGACGAAUAAAACGUAUUCGUGGUAUAGCAUGUUGUACUCGAGUAUCGCCACAAAAUGCUAAUAGAUUAGUUGAUUCAGCUAGAUCUGUGUUGAACAGAUAUAUACCCGAUGUAUAUAUUUAUACCGACGUAUAUAAAGGUGAAGAAUCUGGUAAAUCACCGGGAUUUGCUCUAAGUUUAGUAGCUGAAUCUACCACAGGAGCUUUAUAUUCCGCCGAACAGGCUGCUUUGCCCGGUGAAACACCUGAAGAUAUCGGUAGUAAAACUGCCAAAUUACUAUUAAAUGAGUUAAGCAAAGGUGGUUGUGUGGAUUCAUUAAAUCAAUGGUUAACCCUAUUAUUAAUGGUACUCGGUCCUGAAGAUGUAUCAAAGAUUCGUGUUGGAAAAUUAACAGCUUUCACGAUACAAUAUUUGAGAGAUUUAAGAGAUUUUUUUGCCGUCACUUUUAAAAUUAAAUCUGAUUCCACAAAUAAUACAUUAUUAAUGGCUUGCGUUGGUGUUGGUUAUGUUAAUUAUAGUAAGAAAACAAAUUAA